This is a messenger RNA of Cornus florida, 2255 nucleotides long. RefSeq names its product peroxisomal membrane protein PEX14-like. The transcript has 13 exons. Gene Ontology annotation, biological process: protein import into peroxisome matrix, docking. Gene Ontology annotation, molecular function: signaling receptor binding. Gene Ontology annotation, cellular component: peroxisomal membrane; peroxisomal importomer complex. The record is from RefSeq and is a predicted model, not a curated record. NCBI's taxonomy places the organism in Eukaryota, Viridiplantae, Streptophyta, Magnoliopsida, Cornales, Cornaceae. The coding region runs from base 243 to 1844 and encodes 533 amino acids.
AAAUUUGCUGUUCCAGCAACAUGGAUAGACCGUAGGCAGAAAGAGCGGAAUUACCAUUGAGCUCAAUAUUUUCCGCACCGGUUUUGGUGUUUCUCACUACCCAAACGCCAAACACAACCCUACCGCCACUGCUUCGCUUCGGGAUCAGCGAAAACCACCUCUGACGGAGCCCUUCUUUUUUUUUUGGCCUUUGAUCACAAUCCCAAUCUCUCUAGCAUAAUCAUCUUCCUCAGAAAGUGACUAUGGCGACUCAGUCCGCGGCUCCUCCGAAUCCAACGUACCAAGAAUCCCAAAACCCAGCUUCGGAGGUUGGUCAACCGAUAAUAGAGGGUCAGGAUGAUGCCAAGGCAGAGGCUAUAAAAGAGAACUCUACAACUUCAGUGUUUGUGAACUCAGAACCGAUGCGAGAGGAACAAGUGCAAAAUGCUGUAAAGUUCCUUUCACACCCAAAAGUAAGGGGAUCACCAGUCAUGUAUAGACGAUCUUUUCUUGAAAGGAAGGGCCUCACAAAGGAGGAGAUUGAUGAAGCUUUUCGUCGUGUCCCUGAUCCACACCCUACUGUUUCAAGUGUGCAGCCAGAUGGAACAAAUCAAGAUGGGCAACUGAGGUCAUCUUCAAAUACACAACCACAAGCUACAAAAACUUUGCAGCCUGCUGCAGCCACUCCUGCUGGUGUAAUUUCAAAUGUGGGGACCUUGACGCAGUCUCGAUUCCACUGGUCCCAUGCUUUUCUUGCUAUAGGAUUACUGGCUGUUUCAGGAGCCGGAACCGCCAUUCUUUUUAAGAAUGCUAUUGUUCCUAGGUUGAAGUCUUGGAUCCGUAAAAUUGUAUUGGAAGAAGAGGAUCUUGUGAAGAAAACCAACUCAACACCAACUUUGGCAGAAGAAACAGCUGCUGCUGCAAAAGCUGCUGCAGCCGCAGCAGCUGAUGUGGCACGAGCAAGCCAGGAAAUGUUAACUUCAAAAACUGAGGAAAAGAGAUACUUUGAGGAACUCAUGAAUCGGCUAGAUAUGCAAGUACUGGAAAUUAAGUCAAUGAGUAAUACAUUACAGAAGUUGGAAGGACAAAGCAGCACCCCUGGAAGAAUCCGUCAAGUUGAACAGGAUCAUAGAGUUGCAGUCACUAGUUCUAGGCAAUCAAAUGUGAAUGGCAUGGCGGAAUUUGACUUGCACUCAGUGAAAUCUUCUUCACCGUCGGCAUCUGUCGAACCUUCUGCUGCACCUCACCCCAAAUCAUAUAUGGAGAUCAUGGCCAUGGUCCAAAGAGGAGAAAGACCUCCUAACAUCAGAGAUAUCAAUGAUCUUCCGCCCAAUCCCAAUCAACAAAUUUCACAUCCUCGCUUGGCACCAAGAUCUAAGCCUUGGGAGGUUAGUCAUGCGCAAAACGGCUCAGGCUAUGUUCCUCAAACUCAAGAGAGUAGUGAUGGUUCCAAUAUGAAGAUACAAGAUAAUGGGUUCAUCAAUCAGUCGAAUGGAGAUAGUUCAAUGCCUUGGUGGCAACGGAAAAAUGUGAGAAUUACCGAAAUUGAAACUGAAGACGGACCCACGUUUGGUUCUUCUGGUGUGCCAUCAAACGAGAGACCAGUUCAGCGCUCAUGGGUUCCUCCCCAACCCCCCCCUGUUGCAAUGCCAGAAGCAGCUGCAGCCAUUCGACAGCCGAAAAAACCAUUAUUUCGGAAAGAACAAUUAGCUGACGAUCAGUCAGUGUCUCAUCCUUCUGAUAUAACUGAUGAGUUGCAGAGGAUCACAAAGUUAUCCGAGUCAGGAGGUGUAGUGGAGGAAAAUGGUGGGAGCUCAAAGCUGAACCCCAGUGAGAUACAAGUAGCAAAUGAAGCUUUUGAAUAGAACAGAAGUGGGUUCAAUCAAUGGUAUCCAUAUAUGUCCUACAAAGUGGAAAAUAAUAUAGAAAGAACAUGUAGGAUAGACAUGAACCGAUCAAUUCGAUCCAUACGUUUGCUGUACCUUCUCCUAAAACUCAAAACACUGUAUCUAAAACUUGUUCUCAUGAAGAAUUAAGGUUAAAGUAUCAUGUGAAUCCUCACUAUAUCAGCUAUUCAGCUUACAAGGAUUGGUGGUUUAUUGUCUAUUGUGUAGAAGCAGCAAACCUGUAAAUUUAGUUAAAUGCUUCGUCAUUUUUAUCCUUGGUUACCCUUUUCAGCAGUCGAUUUGUAUUGAGUUUGAUUCAUGCAUAAAUUGAGAAUUCCUAUGUAGCAGAAGCUGGGUAGUAGUUAUUUUGUUUUUGACACUUUGUUGGGA